Molecule: messenger RNA, 5358 nt
Organism: Saprolegnia parasitica CBS 223.65
Lineage: Eukaryota; Oomycota; Saprolegniomycetes; Saprolegniales; Saprolegniaceae
Exons: 6
Coding region: 1-5358 (1785 amino acids)
Source: RefSeq, a predicted model, not a curated record
AUGGAGCCGCCGUCGUCCGCUGUCCGCCCGCCGGACGCGCGCCACGCCGCUGCGUACGAGUCGCGCAUCCAGGACCUCCUUCUGCUUGUCGAGAUGAACAAGAAGGUCGCGGCCGAGGCGCUCAAGUGUAGCUCGGCCACGGCCGAGAAGCUCGAGGACGUCACCAUGUACCACCACGCUCAAGUUGCUGUGUGGCGAGGGCGCAUGGAAGCCUCCUUGCGGCAGCGCCGACAGGCCCGAUGCAAAGCCAGCAUCUUUGCGGCCCUCGUCCAGCAUCAACGACAACACGAGCAUCUGCGCCGCCUCGUCACGCUUCUGCACCGCGAGAGAAUGCGGCAUGCGUGGCACCGGUGGAGCGCGCAGCUGCAAUGCACGUGGUCAGCAGCGCCAUCACAGUGGCCGGUCGCGGUGCAAGCGCUCUUUCUGCGAUGGCGCGAUACGUUCCGCAGUCGGCGGCGUCUUCGGCGGCUCUGGGCGCCAAUUUUGCGACGCUUCUACGAACGGCGGCUCACGCAGGCUUUGGUGCGGUGGCGGCUCCAGGCCAAAGACGAGCAGCUGCAGAUCUGGAUCGAGUGCCUCAAGGGGGCCAAUGUUGCGCUUGAGGAGCAGGCAAAAGCAUACGAAGACGCGUUUGCCGAGACACAAGCCGCACACACCCGCGAGUACGCCAUCGAGCAGCGUCGGUACCGUCGCCUCGACCAAACCAACGAGAUGUGCCUGACGUUUCGGCGGUGGGUCGGUCUCUGUCGCCUUCGGCACCGACGAAGCGACCUCGUCGCGUACCGUUGUCGUCUGCAGCAGCAGCAGCGGCAGCGUCUGGCGCUAGCGCAAUGGCAGCACGUGCAUCAACGCCAGCGCCACGCCCAACAGUUGGUGCACGCGGUCCGUCAAGGCCGACGAUGGCGUCGGCUGUACCACUGCUUUCGCGCGCUCCAGCAAUCGGCCGACCAAGUACGAAGACUGCGGCGUCUCUGGUGGCGACGCCACCGCACGUACUCGCGUCUGGCCUGGCAGCGCUGGCAACACAGCGCGCACGCGCGUGAAAAGUGCUCGUCGUUGCAGGAAAGCCUCGUGGCGGUGCACACGGACCACCGAUUGGCCCUAAAAAGGCUUCAGGACGGGCGCUCGAUCUUGUCGUCGCACAUGGCGACGCUCGUACAGCGCUUCAAAGCAGCGAGGUUGCGCCAGCGAUGCUUUGGUCAAUGGAAGCGGAUUCGGACGCGCCGUCGUCAGCUCCGAAGUCUCUGCGUUGUGUACCAGCGCUCAGUGCAGCUCCAUCUCCAGCAAGCACUCUCCCACUGGCAACGACACAUUAAUGUUGUGCAGUCGACGUCCCGGUGGCUGCUUCGCGAUCGACACUCGCAUGGACGCCGGCGGGUCCACCGGCUAUGGGCGGCGUGGGUACGCCAUACGCAGCGCCACCGCCGGCAAAAGCAACGGCGCUUCCUCGCCGCCAGUGUCUUGUACAUGUGGCGACAGCACACGCGUCUGUGUCAAAAGCAACGACUCGGCGCGCAGCAACUGUUACGUGUUUUCUUGCGCGCCCGCUGUCGACGCCGGUUCCGCCAGUGGCACCAGCAGCACGCCCACCAAAUACACGUUCGUUUGUUUCAACGCAGCCAGCGCCGGCGCCGUCUCGUCGCCCUCUAUCGCGCCUGGCAUCGGUACGCUGUCCGUCGUCGCCGCCUCGAGACGCAUACGUGGCGGCUCUGGAUGCAGAAGCGGGACGCGCGGCGCGACGCCAAGACCAAGCGCCGCUGUUUUCGGCUAUGGCACGUGCGUGUCGAGCAGCAGCACCGAGUCUCGCGGCACGUCGAGCUCUACCAAGUGCAGCGAUACGACCACAACGCCAAGUUCCGCGUGCACGUGCGGUGGAAGCAAUGGUGUCUGCGUCGACGGGCGAUCCGAAAAGCACUCAUGUCUGUGCUGCGGCGGCGGCUCACGCUCAAGCCGCUGCAGCGAGCGCUGGCGCAGUGGCAGCGGUAUCGCUUGAGCAGAGAUGCACAAUUCUCGCUGGUGAGCGGGACCCGGUCCAUCGCUCAGCGGUUUUGGUUCAAGUACCUGGGGGAUGCCCAGAAAAAGCUCUUGCGACUCUGCUUCUGCGGCCUGCGCGCCUACCGAUUGCAGGCCGAGUACCACGACCGUCUCGCGGUGCAAAUGGCUGCUCGGCGUGGACACCGGGGCACGCGACGGCUCUUCCUGCACUGGCAUGCGUGCUACCGACGCGGGUACCACCAACGGCAUUGGCUGCGUCACUGGUAUGCGUCACGCCGGCCACGCAUGGCCAUCCGGGCGGGACUCGAGCGCUGGCGCCAGUGCCUCUGGGACGACCGCGUUCGGAGGCUCCAUCAUGGCGCGAUGCAAAUACAGACCAAGUUGGCGACGCUCCUGUGUGUGCAGCAGAGCCACCAGCACGUUCGCAGCGUGGUGCAAGCGUGGCAUUUCCAUGUGCACCGAGAACGACGCCGACGAGAGUCACUGCGGCGGCUGCUGCAGCGCCGACAGCUGGUGCGAUUGCGGCUCGCGUGGUUUGGUUUGCUCACGAUCCGCCCGAUCACGACUGCGCGCGCCAUGGAUCGCUGGCUCGUUCAGCGCCGGGCGAGGCGCACACGGCAGGAUUGCAUCGGACUAUGGCGGCGAAAGGUCGUGCACCGUCGUCGGGUGAAGCGCCUCCUCUUGCAUCUGGUUAUCGCGCUGGAAGAGCGCGCGGCUCGCUUUGCCUUUGUCCAAUGGCGACGCGUGUCCCACGCCUUCCAAAUCAAGUACCAGCGCUACGUCUUUACGUCUUAUAUUUACACGCGCCUCGCGCGGCAAGCCCGCACCCGUCGUCUCAAGCUCCUCUUCGUCCACUGGGCGACGUACCAUGAUGCGCAUACGCGCGCGCGAGCGAUGCACGAGGCAAGCACGCGGGCGUGGCAAGCGCAGUGGCAACGCCGGGUCUUCCUCACAUGGAGCGACCGGGCGGGCGCGUCGCGCGUUUUACGCAAGCCGCGCUGGCUCGGUGGCUGCGAGCCGUCGGCGCCGCGCGACUGCAGCACAGUUGGCAACAUGAUCCACGCGUGGCGCACCCGCCUUCUCCAAGGCCACCUCUGGGCAUGGAAAGCAGCGACACGCCGGCGCCACCAGUGCCACGCCAACACACAGCGCACGCAGAGUGUCCGCUUCCACUGGUGGCGCCGCCUCGUCCUCGGUCGCGGCUACAUCCGCAAAACCCUCUUUCAGGUCGCGGGUCGCUGGGUGCGCCACCGACUGCGGCUCGGUUUCAACAAUUGGCUCCACUGCCUCCGACGCGCGAUCCACACCGAGUGCCUCCAGCGCGUCAUGGUGAUUCAAGCCAUGCUCGAAGCCAACGAGCGCGAGGCGAUGCGGGAGGCAACGCUGCGCCUCAUGCUGCACCACUGGCGACGAAGUGUUCACGCGCGAAAGUGCGGUCGAAAGCAAGUCUGCGAGCAGCGGCAGCGCCUCGUGGGGACUCUGCUGCGGUACUGGAGGCGCCGCACCCGCAGUCGACGCAUUGCCCGGUGCAAGGCCCUCCGCUACCGACGGCAGUUGUCGGCAUCGGUCGUUGCUACCUGGCAAAGUGCUGUGGCACAGCGUACCGUCGCCCGGGCACGCUUGCGCCGCCUCGAGACGCUGCUAGUGCGCAAGCGCCUCUAUCGCGUGUGGUCGGUAUGGCAGACAGGUCUUCGCGACGCCGUCGGACGCGCUGCCAAGCUGCACAUGCACGCAGAAAGCGAGAAGCGUCGAUCCGACGACGCACUGCGCCAAGCCCGCAUCCUGCAGUACGUCCACGUUGCAUGCUGUGCCCAAGGCUUGCAGCUGCUUGCCAAAAUCGUUGCUGCCUGGAAACAGAAAGCGAUGGCAUCCAAAGAACAUCGGCGCCGAGCCAAGCGCCGAAGCGUGCACCGAUGCUUCCUCGCGUGGGCAUCCACCAUCGCCAUCCAGCGUCGUCAAUGGCUGCAAGCAGCGUGGCGCCGCUGGUGCCGAAGCAUAUGCGCAGCCGCGAUCGAGCGACAGCUCUUCGUGCACAUGGCCGCUCGGCACCACACGCGGCGAAGCGUCGCCAACCUGCGUCGCGUCUGGUCGAGCUGGCGAGACGUCGUGCGAUCUCGCGAGGCCCAGUGCGCGGCGUGCUGGCGUCGCUACGAGCGCCGCCUUGUUGCCCAAAGUUGGCGCUACUGGCGCACCUCGACAACUGCCGCCGCCCAGCAUACGGUCCCGGCGCUGCGGCUUCUUUUUCAGCAGUGGAAACAGUACCAUCGUAUGACGACGCAAUGGACGGCCAAGCAGGUGCUCGCGGCGCGCUAUGCGAGGAUUCUCAUGCACUGGAAAUCGCAGCGGUCGCAUGCGACGACGCUGCGAACGUGCUUGCUCGCGUGGCGCACCGCUGUCUUUGGCCAGAAAGAGCGUCUGCACUGGCGUCCAGACGCGUUGGCGCGCGCCGGCGCUGCGCUCGUGGCAGUUGUUGCGACCUGCUUCGACGCGUACCGGACCCACCGCGUUCUCCAGCGCUGGCGGUCACGUGCGAUCGCUCAAAAAGUCCAGCGCGCGAGUCUGCUGGAUCACAUGACCCGGCGGGCACAUGCCAAGGCUCUUGAAGCAGCGAUGGCAUCCUGGAAGGCGCACCACGAGACAUGGACAGGCGCGGCGCGUGCGUGGACGACACUCGCCUCUGCGCAGGUGGCCCACCAGCAUGCGCUGCUUGGUCUCACGCGCUGGGUGCGGCGGACGAUGCAGCGCCGGCACCUUCUUGUACUGUGUCUGCACGUGUGGCGCGCCAGUCUCUCGCCACGCAUUCAUUCGACCGACGUCGGUACCAACUGCGAUACAUCAACACCGCUACCGCCAACGGCUCUGGCGACGCUCGUAACGCUUGUGGACCGUAUCGCGACGUUCCGACGCCGGCGCGCCAAGGCGGCGUUCUGGAACUGGUAUCUGGUCACGCACGACCACGCGUGCGACGCUGUUGACGUCUGCGUCGAUGUCGGUGCACGCGUCGCCCACAAGCUUUUGUUGCGGACCAGCAGUCACGUCGACCGAAAGAAGCAGCGGGAGUGGCUCAUGCAUUUCUUCACACAGCAGAGCCACGCGAAUUUGUUGCGACGGAGCUUUGAAGGCCUCAAGCGCAGCCACAAGCGCGCCCAAUCGAAGACUUCACCGCAUCGCCUCGACCACCCCGCGCAGCUCGUCCUGUCGCAGUGCCUCCAACUCGUUGGUCAGCUGCACGUGCGUCGGCGCUUCCAGCAAUGGAAAUCAUUGUACAUUGCGCUCGCGCUUGCGGACGCGCAGGAAGAGCACGCAGUUCUUAUGGACGCCCUCCACGACAUUGCAACAUACCGCCACUCGUUACUGCCCUAA